CCUCUUUUUAAAACUUUUUGUAGUACAGAUUAUCAUAAAUUUUAUAUCUAUAAUGUGGAUAGCGAUUAUGGCGGUUUAAUAGGAUCAGACUUAUUAAAACAACUUGACGCUAAUAUAGACAUGAAAAAUCAAAUUUUAAGAACUCGUGACACAGAAAUAUCAAUUAUUUAUAGUCCACCUUUUGGCAUUCAUGUUGAUGCACGAUCUGAAACUCGUGUUAAGGUUCCUGUUAAUCUUCCCAAUGGACAAGCAAUAUUAAAUUCAAUUAAUUUUGGUAAAGGUAUAAGAACACCAUCUGCUCUUGUAAAAUGCGAAAACGGUUAUGCUACCACUAUAAUACAAAAUUCAUCAGAUAAAAACUAUGAAAUUAAAUUCACUAAACCUCUGAUAGUUACAAGUUACAAUGAAGAAAUAAUUAAUAUAAAUAAUACUCAAACAAUUAAUGAUUAUAAAAUUGAUAAAAUUCUGAAACAAAAUUUGUCUAAAUUACGUUUUGAACAUAUGAAUGAGGAAGAAAGAACUAAAAUUUUUAAUUUGUGUUUUGAAUAUAGAGAUAUUUUUUACAGCGAGCAUAUACCAUUAAGUUUUUCUAAUCAAGUUAAGCAUAAAAUUCGUACAACUAAUGAAGACCCAAUUUACGUAAAGCCUUAUCGUCAAUCUCCAGCCGAAGCUGUUGAAAUUAGGAAUCAAAUAGAUAAACUUUUAAAAGAUAAUGUAAUACAAGAAUCUAAUUCUCCAUGGUGUGCACCUGUACACCUCGUACCAAAAAAAAUCGACGCUAGUGGUGAAAAGAAGUUUAGGAUGGUUGUUGACUAUAGAAGACUGAAUGACAUUACAAUAGACGAUAAAUAUCCACUACCUAAUAUAACUGACCUCUUUGACAAACUAGGUAAAAGCUGUUACUUCUCAGUACUUGAUUUGGCUAGUGGUUAUCACCAACUGGAAAUAGAAAAAGAAGACCAACCUAAAACUGCCUUUUCAACUCAAUUUGGACACUAUGAGUUCCUUCGAAUGCCGUUUGGGUUAAAGACCGCACCAGCGACAUUCCAACGAGCAAUGGACAAUAUUCUUAGAGGACUGCAGGGCAUACAUUGCUUAAUUUACUUAGAUGAUAUAAUUAUCUUUUCAUCUAGCCUCGACGAACACCUAAUAAAACUAAAACUAGUAUUCGACAGACUUAGAAAGACCAACCUUAAAGUCCAACUCGAUAAAUCGGAAUUCCUUUGCAAAGAAACAAAUUACUUAGGACAUACAAUUACACCUGACGGACUAAAACCAAAUACCGACAAAAUAGACGCUAUACUUAAUUACCCAGUACCAAAAACUACGACAGAAAUUAAGAGCUUUCUCGGACUUAUUGGUUAUUAUCGAAAAUUUAUAAAAGACUUCUCAAAGAUUACACAACCCAUGACAGCAUGUCUAAAAAAGAACAGUAAAAUUGUAAUUAAUGAAAAUUAUUUAAAAUCAUUUGAAAAAUGCAAAGAACUUCUUGUUAAUGCACCAUUACUUCAAUAUCCCGACUUUACAAAGCCUUUUAUUUUGACAACUGACGCAUCUGACUAUGCACUUGGAGCUGUACUCUCGCAGGGCCAAGUAGGCAGUGAUAAACCAAUAGCAUAUGCUAGUAGAACUUUGAAUGACACAGAAAAACGUUACAGUACUAUAGAAAAAGAGUUAUUAGCGAUAGUAUGGGCAGUUAAACACUUUCGUCCGUACCUAUAUGGAACAAAAUUUACAAUUUAUACAGACCAUAGACCAUUAGCUUGGCUAGAUUCUCUUAAAGAACCAAAUAGUAAAUUGACUAGAUAUAAACUCAGAUUAGCUGAAUACAACUUUAAAGUCAUUCAUAAGAAUGGAAAGCAAAACACCAAUGCUGAUGCUCUCUCACGUAUUAAAUUAAAUGCUUUAGGUAAAAACGAUAAAGAUAAUCAAUCAAUGGUAGUUAAUGUAGAUAACUCUGAUAGAAAUCUUGAAGACUAUAUUCAAGAAUUAACCGAUUCAAUAACACGAUUAGGACAAAACAACCAAAGUAAAGAACCUGAAAAUGAUAACAGUAACUCUAUGUCUUUUUCUGAAGUAUCUAGGACUAUUCCAUCUCGAGUUAAUUCCAGGUCAUCAUCACGCACAUUAACAAUAAACUCUAGUACAGAUACAGCACAUUCUGCUGAAGAUAUGGAUACUGAUGGCAUUCCCAUACUUUACGAAGCUAUAGAUACAAAACCAAACCAAAUAUUAAUAUACCCAUGGUUUAAAAAUGAACUUUCAGUUAAAAUUCGAUCACAUCCCAAGCAAAAGAUUUUAGAGGUUCACUUACCCCUAGAUAAUUCCGAGUUAAUAAAAAAAUUUCUUAAAGAAUAUAUUAGACCCAAAAUUAAAUACUUUAUGUAUUACGAAAAUAAAGCACACCGACAAUUAUUCACACAAGUAUUAAUUUCAUUAUUUAGAAAAGAAACCGUAAAGCUUUAUGAAUGCACUGAAAGAGUAAUUAAUGUCACUGACGAAAAAGAACAAGAGGAAAUAGUAAUGAAGUAUCACGUAGGCAAAACCUGUCACCGAGGUAUUAAAGAAACAAUUUCUCAUUUAAAACGAGUUUAUUUUUGGACAAAUUUAGAAGAAACCGUAACCAGUUUAAUAAAUUCAUGCGACACUUGUAAACGUAUGAAAUACGAUCGUAGACCAUUUAAACCUCAAUUACAACUUACACAAACUCAAUCAAGACCUUUUCAAGAAUUAUUUAUAGAUUUAUUCUCCAUAGAAGGAAAAUAUUACUUAACCAUAUUAGACGCAUUUAGUAAGUUAGCACAAGCUUUUGAAAUCCCAGAUAGAUCAACACCUGAAGUAGUCAGGGCACUUAUAAAGUAUUUUUCAUUCUACGGCGUACCUACUAAAAUCAGUUCAGACCCUGGUUCUGAAUUCAAUAAUAAACUCAUGAAAGACUUAAUGACAUUGUAUAAAAUAGACAUUCACAUAGGCACCCCUAACAAUCCAAACUCAAUGGGAUUAAUAGAACGAUUCCAUUCCACAAUUUUAGAAAUAUAUAGACUUGCGAAAUAUGAACAUAAAUUCACAGAUGCUACAUCAGUGAUGACUUAUGCUAUAAUGGCUUACAAUCAAACAAUCCAUUCAGUAACAGGUCUCACUCCGUUUGAAGUAGUAUUUGGUCACACGGAAAAUAACAAUCAAUUCAAUUUAAACUUUGAUAAAGAAUAUACUCAACAACUAGUUAGGGAUCAUGCAAAAAGAACUCACUACUUAUACAAAUACUUAACCGAUAAAAUAGGAACUAGGAAAGAAAAAGUUCAACAAAGUAGAGUAGGAGAAACUAAUUUUGAUUUAAAUGAAGGUGAUAAUGUUUUUAUUAAAGGCAUAAAUCGACGUAGAAGCAAGGAUAAGCCCAGGUUCGUCCUGCUAGUGACCCAAGCAGUAACGAUCCGGGCCCUUCAACUUCAAAAGGUUGAGAAGAAUCCAGGCGUUCUUCCUCUUAGAGAAGGAACCGCUAUGAUUACGUAUGAUAAGUGGAUAGUAAUUAAGACAUUAGAUAUUAAACUUAUUAAGGAAGAAUUAGAAUUUAAUAUGCAUAGGUAUAUAGAACUAAAUAGAAUAGUAGAAUUACAGUUAAAUACCAGUAGCUCUUCGUUAAUAUACUUCAAUGAUGUUAAGCUUCAAGUUAAUUAUAUGUUAAAUAUCACAUUGAACAAAUAUUCAGAAAUUGUACCAAUUAAUAGACAGAAAAGAGGACUCAUUAAUCCUUUGGGAUCUCUAGUUAAAAUGAUAACAGGAAAUUUGGAUUACGAUGAUGCUAUUAAAUAUGACAACUUAAUAAAAAAUGUAAAAUCUCGUGAACAUUCUCUGGAAAAGAAAACUACUGUUAUAUCCGAAAUGAUAAGACUUGUUGCAAACUCUACCAUAAAUAUUACAAACAAUCUCGAACAAUUAAGUGAUGCAAUUAAUAAAAUUAAUAAAAAUAUUAAAGACAUUUCAAUUAUUUCACAUGUUAACCAAAUAACACAUAUCUAUAAUUCCUUCUUACAUAAUUUUCAAAUAAUUUACACAAAAUUGACCGAGAUUGAAAACAUUUUAGCAUUCAGUAGAAUGGGCGUAUUACAUCAAUCUAUAAUUAAUACUAAUGAACUCAUUUAUGUACUUAGAAUCAUAGAGAAAACAGAUAAGCUGAUAUUUAAAGUAAUUCCUGAAAAUAUUGUAAGAAUUGAACAGUCCAUGACAUUGAAAUCGUAUUUUAAGAACAAUGUUAUUACUUUAGUAUUAGAAAUACCCUUAGUUAAGAAAGAAACUUAUUUUUAUUAUAAAAUUGUACCCUUACCUAUCACCCAACCUGAAACAAACCUUACCUUAAUAAUAUUACCCAAGUAUCCUUACCUUAUUGCGAAGGGGUUGAAAGCGAAAUCGCUGUCGACACCAUGUAAGAAUAUAGAAGAAGAAAUAUACCUCUGUGAUGAGCUGCAGACCAUGGUACCUGUUGAAGACACUUGUAUCCUGGACCUGAUGAAAUAUUCUCACAACGUCUCUUGCAAACAAAUUCCAAUAGAAUUCGAAGAAAUUAAAGUGGAACUUUUACAGAUUAACCGAUGGAUAAUCUACUCUAAAUCACCUGUUGAUCUGGUUAGAACCUGUGAUAAUGAAAUUUUACAUUACACUCUCAUAAAUACUUACUUAUUAACCAUAGAAGAUAAAUGCCAAUAUAACAUUGCAAAUCACAAUUUAAGAAUACAUAGCAGUAACGGUGAGAAGCUUAUAUCUCAAAAGCUGCCGCUAGUAAAUUUACCUGAAAAUUUGAAGAUCAGUAUCCAGAGCAACAUUAAUCCUGUUAAGCUGAAUGGGGUUGAUUUAACCAAUUUAAAAGUAUUAUCAUACGCCCUACAAAACAGUGAAAAUCAAAGUGAUAGUGUAGUGAAAACCAAUAGUGUCAGUUUAGGGACAAUAAUUCUAUAUGUAAUUUUAAUUUUAAGUCUUAUAUCCUUUCUGGCAUACAAAAAGAUAAAAACAUGUAUAAUAUUUCAAGGCCGAAACCAUCCUCCGAAAAAUUGUUCUUCAGAUGAUUUCGAGCUUAAGGAGGGAAAAGUUACAAUGUCACACAGAUACCCAAAUAGCACCGUAAGCGUUAAUGCAAUCAAUGCUUAGUCUUGUUAUUCCAUUGUGUACCACGAAUCAAAGUUAUCAUGUAAGGGGUUUUAGCUGUAAGAUUAUAAUUAUAUUAAAGGCAGUCUAAUAUCGACCACCAUAGUGAUAGGGUCUAACAUCGACCAACUUAGAAUAAGAGUCUCGUAUCGACUAUAAGUUAAGAAUAUUAAGUGUAAUUUACUUAAUAAAGUUUUCCUUUUUUAAAAAAACCUUUGAUAACCGUCGCGAU
This is a messenger RNA of Pieris napi, 5368 nucleotides long. RefSeq lists its product as uncharacterized. The transcript has 2 exons. Gene Ontology annotation, biological process: DNA integration. The record is from RefSeq and is a predicted model, not a curated record. The coding region runs from base 121 to 5139 and encodes 1672 amino acids. Lineage: Eukaryota; Metazoa; Arthropoda; Insecta; Lepidoptera; Pieridae. Gene Ontology annotation, molecular function: nucleic acid binding.